ACCAAAACCCCAAAAAACAAACCACAAAAAAACAACCAAACCUAAAAACUCCUUUGCUUUCUAAAUACUUUUUUAUUCUUCCUUGAAAUAUAAGCUUCCUUUUUGGUCUCAAGGAAAUUAAGGUGACUUUAGGGAGGGGAGAAGUCCAUGUGUAAUGCCUCUCUGUAUGAUUCUUCUUUCCAAUUAUUCCAGUUACUUGGAGUUUCAGGGAGAUACAACUAGGGCAUGAAAAUGCUCAGUGUUUUGUGCCUUAGUGGUUGCAACGUUGUGGCAUUGCCAAGUGUGUAUGCACACCAGUUAAAUUCUUGUUAGGGGUAAGUAGACAAUUUUGGUUUUGUGUAAUAAAACCAAAUAUAUACUUACAGUAACUUACUAUGAUAACAAAUGUGGUGUCUCUCAGGACGAUUCCAGAGGGCAUAGUCUUGUUGCCUGCAAUGUCAGUGUUCCAAUAGCUAUUUUUUUUUUCUUCAGAUUAACAACAAAGCAGCAACCGGCGAAGAAGUUCCACGAACUAUAAUUGUUACUACCCGUUCUCAGUAUGGCUUACCAGAGGAUGCUGUUGUAUAUUGUAACUUCAAUCAGCUGUAUAAGAUUGAUCCUUCCACUUUACAAAUGUGGGCUAAUAUCCUGAAAAGAGUUCCAAACAGUGUGCUGUGGCUGCUACGUUUCCCAGCUGUAGGAGAACCCAAUAUUCAGCAAUACGCACAAAACUUGGGUCUUUCCCAAAACCGAAUCAUCUUUUCUCCCGUUGCCCCAAAAGAAGAACAUGUGAGGAGAGGGCAAUUGGCUGAUGUUUGUCUAGACACUCCACUCUGCAAUGGGCACACAACUGGGAUGGAUGUGCUCUGGGCUGGGACUCCAAUGGUCACUAUGCCAGGCGAGACUCUUGCAUCACGAGUUGCUGCCUCCCAGCUUACUUGCCUGGGUUGUCUUGAGCUCAUUGCAAAAAGUAGACAAGAAUAUGAGGAUAUUGCUGUGAAACUGGGAACUGAUCUGGAAUACCUGAAAAAAAUCCGUGGCAAAGUCUGGAAGCAGAGAAUAUCCAGUCCUUUGUUCAACACAAAACAGUACACAGUGGACCUGGAGCGGCUUUAUCUUCAGAUGUGGGAUCACUAUGCUGCUGGCAACAAACCAGACCACAUGAUUAAGCCAGUAGAGGCCACUGAGUCUGCAUGAAGAGAGACGACUGUGUGCCCACCCAGAACUCUCCGGAACUGAGCCUCUCAGACACUUCUGCAGAGACAAUGAGCUAAAAAACUGUGCAUUUCUACUUAAUCUGCCUGGUACUCUGUGGCUGAAGUAAUACAUGAUGGUGAUUAAAGCACAGCCAAACUUAUUUCUUGCAUGAUAGGGAAAGACUCAAUAGAGCCUGGGAUCUUUUUAUUCCAUGAGGAAUUUGAAUGGGAUUGAGCCGUGUACAUGUGAGCCUGUGCGUAUGAGUGACGUAGUGGUUGCUGGGGGAAGUUCGAACUGCCCAAACAAUUACGAUUUCAUGGAUUGAUUUCAUCUUCCUAUGAAUCUCUCUCCUUUUAUGUGGAUUGGGAAUUGGAGCAUUUUAACAUUUGAUUUUGGGUACCCCUGUUGGUAUAUGUGUGAUUCUCCCAUGACAACAUUUCCAGCUAGCGAGUGUUGCUCCCUGCAUUAAUUUCUAAACUGUGUGGACUGAAAGGGCAUAUUUGCUGGUGUAGUCUUUUUUUAUAGGUUUUAUAAACCAUGUGAGCCUAUAUCAGCCUUUUAAUGUUUGACCUCUGUUUUGGAGCUCUCUGUAAUGCAUUGGUUUAGAUAAGGAUUUUGGGUUUUUUGGGUUUGUUUUUAAGCUCCCCCAAUAACUUAGUUAAUUGGCUUCAUGAUGGCAGCUCCUAUUCUGUUGAAAACACAAAUUUGAUUUGAAAUUAAUCCUCCCCACAAGUGUUUGAGGUAAACACAAACUGGUGCCAAAUACAGAUCUUUCAGGAAUGAUUGUUAAUUAUGUAGAGGCGCAGUCCUAGGUACUGUAGCAAAGACUUUAAACAAAAAUAAAGCUUUGGUUUGCCAGUUUGACUGAUUU
This is a messenger RNA of Pterocles gutturalis (yellow-throated sandgrouse), 2047 nucleotides long. Its product is annotated as UDP-N-acetylglucosamine--peptide N-acetylglucosaminyltransferase 110 kDa subunit-like. Gene Ontology annotation, molecular function: protein N-acetylglucosaminyltransferase activity. Lineage: Eukaryota; Metazoa; Chordata; Aves; Pterocliformes; Pteroclidae. Bases 613 to 1176 code for a protein of 187 amino acids. Gene Ontology annotation, biological process: protein O-linked glycosylation. The record is from RefSeq and is a predicted model, not a curated record. The transcript has 4 exons.